AUGUCUUCCGAAGAUAUUAGUGAGUUGUCAGAAAUCAGCGAUGGAAACAUAAGCAGUCGUAGUGAUGAAGAGCUGGAAGACGAGAUUCAAGAGAAUGGGUACACCCCUUUUGAGGAAGAUGACGAUUACGGACAUGAUGAAGACGACGAUGAUGAUGAUAAUAUUCACGAUCAAGACCAGGACGACUACCUUGAUUCAAGUACUCAACCUGAAACCGUUGAUUCCGAAAUAACAAGCCAGCCACGUUCAAAACAGAACUCGUUGGUCGUUAAACUUCAACCCAGGAGAGCUAAGACAAGACUAAGCUACAAUGAAUCUGAUGACGAAUUUCCCGAAGACGAGGAAUUGGACGAAGAGGAAGAAGUAGAAGAAGAGGACGAUGAUGAUGAUGAUAACUUUGAGACGCCGCAGUUGGGAGAGCCCACUGACGUCUCCAAAAUGACUGAGAGACAAAGAGCCAAGUUCUUGGAACAAGAAGAACCUCAAUCGUUCUUGGAGCUCCCAACCAACAAGAAAAAGAAAGAGCUAACAGAGGAAGAGAUUUUACUCAAAAGAGAAGAAAAUUCACGGAAAAGGAAGAACUUUAACGAGAGGCGGCUAGAAGAAGAGAAGAGAGAUACCUUGAAUAAACUGCUUAAAAAACGAGCCUCCAAAGUGCGUUCCAAAAAAUCAUUAGAUGAGUUUGAUGAUGAUGAAAACGAAGUUUCGAAAAGAUUGAAUCGGCCUAGGAGGCCCCAAUUAGUUCAUCCUGCGUUAUCGAGAUGGACAUGUACUUCUAAGGAUGAGCAGGUUAUUAUUCGGUAUGGAAUUCCUGGCACGUCCAAGUAA
Komagataella phaffii GS115 is the source of this 828-nucleotide messenger RNA. RefSeq lists its product as hypothetical. The transcript has a single exon. NCBI's taxonomy places the organism in Eukaryota, Fungi, Ascomycota, Pichiomycetes, Pichiales, Pichiaceae. Gene Ontology annotation, cellular component: Ino80 complex. Gene Ontology annotation, biological process: chromatin remodeling. Bases 1 to 828 code for a protein of 275 amino acids. The record is from RefSeq and is a predicted model, not a curated record.